AUGUUAGACAAAAGAUCAGUCAUAGGAACGAAUCAACUAGAAAUUCAGAGAACAUACUUGUUCUUUUCUUUGGAUGACGAAUCCUUUUCUAGUAGUGUAUACAAUCAAUGGUCGUCAAUAUUAGUCAAAGAACUAAAUGAAGAAGAACAACUUGAGCAUGAUACAAUUGCAGCAAUACGAAUAGACCAUUUUCUCAUGAAAUAUCGUGGCAUUCAAGCAGUUGACACUACAAAGACUAAAAUUUUACUAAUACACAGUCUCAAGAGUCACGAAGAACAUCUAUAUGAGAUGAUGAUGUACUUGCUCAUUUCGUUAACAAAACUCUCGCAAGAUGUUAAACCAGUCGGUUACCGUCGUUGA
Messenger RNA from Adineta ricciae, 360 nucleotides. The record is from the annotation of a GenBank genome assembly. Lineage: Eukaryota; Metazoa; Rotifera; Eurotatoria; Adinetida; Adinetidae.